CGGGCCCACUAGGAAACGGCUGUUUGGUUCGCUGUAAUCCCGAUCCCCCGAAUCGGUUACUCCCCUAUUCCUUGAUUGCGCGUAAUAGGUAAUAUGCCCCCUCAGCACCGAUUACCCAUUCUGCGUUUUUCCUUUUCUGCUAUUCCAUUUUUUGCCCUCGUCCUCAACGUUCCGAUUCUCCAACCCCUACUUGCACAUGUAAUUCCUUUUCCCUUCCACUCACUCUGUCAUCAAUUAUUGUUCAUCGUUUCUUUGAUUUUCAUUUUAUCAAGAAGGAGAAAUCGAUUUCCAGAGGUAAUUAUUUUUUAAUCAAAAGCUUAAAAAAUCCUCAAAGCCUCGACCUUUCCCUAGAAAACCAAACGGUAGAAAACAACUAGAGCGGAUCACUGCUAUGGUUGUGAUAUAAACCAAAGCGGGUCUAUUUUGUUUAUUGUUUUUAGCUAAACAACAAUGGCGGGGAUAGCAAUAUUGCUAUAUCUAUACAGGAAAAACCCAAGCUUUUGCUCUCAACAAAGCUUCCACUCUUCUGGGUUCUUCUCUGUCUCAGCUGCCGCCACAUCAGCCACCGCUACCGUUUUUGCUGGAACCUCUUUUGCCUCCAGGUUCCUUUUUGGUAAUCCCAAGGUUUCUCAUUGUGAUGCUGCUGCGGCAUUCCCUGAAGAUUACAUUUCAAAUGUACAAAGAUUAUCUGAAGAUAUUGUUAAGAAUGUUAAGAACUUAAAAAAUGAUGCUCUCAAAUACGCUGUGAAGGAGUAUAAGGUUGAAUUGAAGCUUCUUUAUUCAGCUUUUGAGUUGAGGCCAUUUGCUAUGACAACUUUGAGAUCAUUUCUGAUGUUCUAUUUGCCACUGUUGGAGCCUGCCACAAACGUAGAAGAAGAUGAUGAAGAUUUCCUGCAGGACACUCCUAAAGAACAACAUGUGGAUUUAGUUGCUCCCUUUAAAAAGUCGGUGAAGCAAAUAAUCCGUGAGACCACUGUUGUAACGACAAGACGGGUUCUUGAAAGACUUGCUGUUAUUUAUGUUUCACAGCGCAUGGCGUGGAAACUCCUUAAAGGGUAGGAGCAGCAUUGAUAAUGGCUGGAUUGUAUCUGGUUAUCCUAGGAAAAAGUGAAGAGAGCAAGUAUCUGUCAGAAAAUCAACCAAUCUAUUCAGUGUCUGAAAAUUAAUGACAUGGAAUCCACCUUCAUUCGGCCGUUGAUGGGAAAUAAAUUGCAAAGCUGAGGCAAAUGGAUGAAUUUUCAUAUCAGCUCCAUGGCAAAGUCAGUCAUCCAAUCCACACUAAUGCCAUUUGAAGCAGCUUGCUGCUAUUGAAAUUGAAGGACAACAAACGUGAAUGAUGGAGUUUCCAACAAUUGAAAUGGGAAAAAGAAAAGUUGAAUUGUUUUGAUCAACAUGUAUCAUGGAUGACAUAUGAAAUAUUUUUUAUUAUUAAUUCUGAAUGGAACAUAGAGGGUGCCUUCUCUGAGCUCUAACAGCCAUGCUUAUGUAUUUAUUUAUGUUUAUUUGACCCUGUUGGUUUGGAUCAUCAUUUUGUGAAGAAAUUCAAUGGUAAUGUUGUAACUUUUUGAUGUUGUAAAAUUUUAUAACAUAUAGAUUAUGACAUAUAAAUUAAUGAAAUCAUGUAACCUUUUGUUAA
Messenger RNA from Gossypium raimondii (Peruvian cotton), 1636 nucleotides. RefSeq lists its product as uncharacterized. Lineage: Eukaryota; Viridiplantae; Streptophyta; Magnoliopsida; Malvales; Malvaceae. The record is from RefSeq and is a predicted model, not a curated record. The coding region runs from base 451 to 1059 and encodes 202 amino acids. The transcript is spliced from 4 exons.